Seminavis robusta is the source of this 1116-nucleotide messenger RNA. NCBI's taxonomy places the organism in Eukaryota, Bacillariophyta, Bacillariophyceae, Naviculales, Naviculaceae. The record is from the annotation of a GenBank genome assembly.
AUGGCGAAGAAAACAGCCAUUGUAAUAGGAGCCGGUCCUUCUGGCCUGGCAACUGCGUUGGGUUUAGCUAAGCGCAAUAAUUAUCAUGUUCAUCUGGUCGAAAAGCACUCGAGCUUUCCUUCUGUGGGCGCUAAUUUUGGCAUUUCUGCCAAUGGAAUAAAGGCACUUCGAGAGAUCUGCAGUGACACCGCGAAAGACCUCGAAGAGAUUGGCAUUACCACUCCUUAUGGCUCUUUGCUAUUUCUCUGGUACGAUUUUAGGGAUGCCCUCCUCAAAGCAGUCCGACAAUUGGAAGACCAAAUCACACUGCAUCUCGGAGAAUCCAUUGCCGAGCUUGACGAUAACGACGACACUGUGACGGCCAAGUUCGAAUCUGGUUUGCAACUGCAAGGCAAUCUCUUGAUUGGGGCCGAUGGUGUGCAUUCGACUGUCCGUUCUUUGCUCGACAUGCCUCCGUGCACACCGACAGGUCAAACUAUUUUUCGAGGAAACAUUUGUGUGAAGGAAAAAUCAAAUCCCUUGCAUUACUUACUCGAGAAGGGCAUGGCGCCAAUACCCAAUCGUGUGUACAAGGACGGAAUAUUUGUCUUGGCACUGAGCUUUCAUUCCAAACUUCCAGGUCGCAUAGGCUGGGUCGUAUCGACACGGUUGCCAGUCGAUGAAACGACGACUCCCUUGACACUCCUGGAAGGACGCGUCGAAGAUGCAGAAGAAUGGACCAUGCUACAGCAAGUCUUUACGCAAUCGGACCCUUCUCACUUGAAGCCACAAUCCCAAACCAAGGUGCUAGAUUUUUCCGCCUCCAUCGAACAAUGCGGUUGGUCGCAAAAGGGCUUGUAUCCUCACACAUCCCUGGUUGGUGAUGCGGCUCAUGCCAUGCGACCCACAGACGGAUUGGGGUGUAGUAUGGCACUAGAGGAUGUGGUUGUUCUUUGUCGACAUUUGUUAGAGAGUGAGGACAUUGCAAAAUCAUUGUCUGAUUUUGAAGAAGAACGGAUUCCUCGUGUCUUGAAGGUGCAUGCCAAUCAAGGCGAGCGCUACCAAGCCAGGAUAGAACGCAAGGAGGUGCCCCCUUGGACGACCGAAUUCAAGGAGUGGCUCUUGAAUGGGGUGUAA